Arabidopsis lyrata subsp. lyrata is the source of this 2393-nucleotide messenger RNA. RefSeq lists its product as uncharacterized. NCBI's taxonomy places the organism in Eukaryota, Viridiplantae, Streptophyta, Magnoliopsida, Brassicales, Brassicaceae. The record is from RefSeq and is a predicted model, not a curated record. The coding region runs from base 183 to 1382 and encodes 399 amino acids. The transcript has 5 exons.
UUUCUUAACGCCCAAUUUGUUGUUUUCCUCCAUAUUUCCAUUACCCGAAACCCUAAUCCCCAAUUUCUCUUCCAAUUUUUCGAUCACGAUCUCUGGAAAAUUAAGAGAGAAAUUCAAAAUUUCGGCGAUCAUAGUCUUAUUCAGACAUUCCAGAAGGUAUUUAGUCGACUGAGAAAGCAAUCAUGAGAUUCAGAAAAGGAAGUAGAGUUGAGGUGUUUAGCAACAAAGAGGCGCCUUAUGGUGCGUGGCGAUGUGCUGAGAUUGUCUCGGGUAAUGGGCAUACCUACAAUGUUCGAUUUUACUCUUUCCAACUUGAACACGAGGAGGCAGUUAUGGAGAGAGUUCCAAGGAAGAUAAUUAGGCCUUGUCCUCCACUACUGGAUGUUGAGAAAUGGGAGACUGGUGAAUUGGUCGAAGUUCUUGAUAAUUUUUCAUGGAAAGCUGCCACAGUUCGAGAGGAGUUAUCUGGAAAUUACUAUGUGGUUCGGUUACUUGGGACUCCAGCAGAACGUACAUUUCACAAAGUUAACCUCAGGGCCCGAAAGUCGUGGCAAGAUGAGAAAUGGGUUGCAAUUGGAAAGAUAUCUGGUUCUGUGAAGUCAUCCACACUGACUGGAUCAGACGUAUACCAGAAGCUACAGCCCCAUAGGAACAACAUACCACUCCACGAGCCUAGUGAUGUCUCUGCUAGAAUGUUAAAGAGACCGUCACCUUACAACUGGUCUGAAUUUGCUGAAUCAUGCACAGGAAACAACCCUAAGAAGAUACGAUCAUUGGAAAAAGAAGGACAGCAGCAAAAGGUAGAUGCUAUUGCUUGCCGACCUGAAAAAAGGGGUGGUAAAUCUCACGUGCAAGCUUCCUCUAACAAUCACAAAACUGAUUACUGUCAAAUCGUCAGGGUAAGAUCAAAAGGGUUUAGUGAGAGUGUUCGUGCAGGAAGCUUAGUCGCUGAUGAUUCUUCUGAUAGCGAUGCAUGCUCAGUUGGUAGUUGUAGUGCUACUAGUUAUGAUGAGAGUAACAUGCCACCUUGUAUGCUAGAUGGCUCUAGUCAACAGGCAGACUCAUGUAGCAGCGAUGCUGAAUCUUCUUGUGGCCUCGGGGAAGAACCAAGGAGGAAACAUUCAUCAGCUGGUGAUGGAGCAAGAAGGUCAUGUAGGUCUGAACUAUAUUCCUACCGCAGUACUUUGGGGGAAUUAUUUUCUUCUGGUCCCCUAAGUUGGGAGCAAGAAGCAUCAUUAACUGAUCUUCGUCUUUCUCUUAAUAUAUCAGAUGAUGAACAUUUGAUGGAGGAACAGUGUUGCCUUGUUCGGGCAUGCAGACCUUUUACCUCUAGAGGUCUAACUCUGAUGCUGGGGUUUACAACUUCUCCCUUGGCCAUCUGAAUGCUUGUUUCAGGGGCUUCUUUCAGGUGUCCUGGAGCCUGCUUUGUCCACAGGGACUGAAAGCUGUGCUUUGAGCAGGUUUCCUUAGAUAUAUUUACAGUCUGGUUGGAUAAUUUUGUUGAUAUCAUAUCAAGAUCUGAGUAGUAUCUCUUUACAUUUUUUAGUUCUUUCGGUGUAUGUUGCAGUGCUAUCUUUGUGGUGUUGUGUCUGCUCUGGUUGCUUUAUUAGAAGUGCAUGACGUAGAUGCUACUAUAUUUUUACUAUUACUAGCUUUCUAAGCCUGAUACAUUUAGAUGUAGAACACAACGUUUUUUCAGUUACAUUUGUUCUAUUUUCGGUGUUUUUUUUCCAGAGGUAUAGUCUAUUGACACUCAAUUCUUUCUGGAAAUAAGCAUUGUGGCCUGUUGAGAGGUAAGUGUGAAAUGUCAUGAAUAGGGUUAAUGUGUGUCCAUCUUGGAAGAAUGUAUUUGAUGUGCUCAUCCAGAAAAUGUGUUUGUGAAUUGAUGUUGAUUACGUAUUCUGAUUCUCAUGACUUGCUUUUAUGGAAAUUAUCGAGAUGAAAGGGAACACAUGCCUGCUUUCUUGCUUAGUUUGUCGCAUGUGCAUUGUGGAGAUUCUCCCAGCUCACUCUUCGAAUGUCUCCAGCCAAGCUAGGUUGUUUACAUGGCAGCAUGAAACUCCAAAGCCGAAUACAUUAAUUUUCACAAAGGUAUGGAUCGUUUUGAAAAUUCUCCAAAAUUUAACAUGUUUUUCUUGAGAAGUUGCUUGCUUGUAAAAUCAAAACGAGUUUCAUAUCUUCAACCAGACUUUCUUAGGCAAGUAGUUACUACCCAUGCAACAGCAACCUCUGCGGCAAUAUUGACUUGUUUGCAAUUUUACUGUUCUCUGCCUAAUGUUUCAAUGGUCAUGAAAACUGAUUGGUCGAUACAAGAACUUGUAAAUUAAAAACUCUCUCUGUGAUGAAUGAUGAGUAUAUUGUUAUUAUGAGCCAUGAGCUGUCUUUUUUUCUUC